AUGCAGGGGCUCCUCCUCUGCUGCCUUGUAGCUCUGGCCACAAGUCAAAGUGUCCUUUAUGAGAUCGUCCUGAACCCGAAUAAAACAUACCAGUACAAAUAUGUGGGAGCCGUGAAUUUUGGACUCGGUAUGCCAAACCUCGCUGAGUCUGGAGCGAGGAUCUCCUGCAAGAUCAAGAUCGUCGGUGUGUCGGAGAAAACUUUCCUCCUUCAGGUUUCAGAAGUGGCCUUUGAAGAUUUCAAUGGUUUCCCGGGAAAAAACAGCUUCAAAGCCUCCCCAAAGCUGACCCAGCGAAUUGCCUCUCAGUUCGUCAAACCCUUCAUGUUUGACUACGACGGUGGACACGUUGGUAACAUCCGCACCUCUGUUGAGAUUUCUGACACUAUUGUCAACAUCGUGAGAGGGAUACUGGGUUUGUUCCAAGUGACUUUAAAAACCACACAGAGGAUCUAUGAGCUUGAAGAGGCUGGCAUCCAUGGCCAGUGUCAGAGUAAUUAUGCUACUGAAUUAAACGCGGAAACAAAGGACAUGACCAUCACCAAGGUCGUGGAUGUCAGUAACUGCAGGGAGAAGGCAGCCAUCUACAGAGGAUUGGCUGCCGCCGUGCUCAACCAAGUUUCCCAACAGAGAGGGGAAUCUAUCAUUUCAACAGUGAGAUGUGUUUACACAGUCAAGCCAACAGCAGAGGGAGGUCUCAUUACCAGGGCUCAUGGCCAAGAGCAACAGCACUUCAGUCCCUUCAACGUGAAGGGCGGCAACUUCAAGAUGCAUGCGACGAACGAAAUGGUGCUGCUCGGCGUGAGUGACACAGUGAGAGACGUCACGUUUGGGUCAAUGGAAAGCAAGGGGAACCUUGUUUUCAAGUUUGUCAAUGCGGAAGGCAAUGUGCCCAUUAUGAUGCAGAACCUGGACAACCCAGUACCAAAGGCUGCUGAGUUGAUCAAACAUCUGGCUGAGGUCAAUCGGUACCACAUUGACAGCGCGACAUCCGAAGACACUAUAAAGCUGUAUCAACUCCUGCGAGUGAUCCCUUAUGAAGGAUUAGAAGCUUUGUGGAAGCAAUUUGCAGGAAAUGAAGAGCAAAGACGUUGGUUUUUGGACAUGAUUGUUGAAGUCAGCGAUGCCAGAAUCCUGAAGUUCCUGGAAACCAGGUUCCAGGCUGGAGAUGUGUCCACAACUGAAGGUCUGCAAACCCUGUUGUUGGCCAUCAACCACCUCCAGGCCAUUCCUGAUCUGGUUGAGAUGGCUAAAAUGUUCCUGAACAUGCCCUUCAGUAAAUCCAAUGUCUAUUUGUGGCAUACUGUGGUGCUUUCCUAUGGCUCUCUGGUUUACAAGCACUGUGCCUAUUACACACCGUGUCCUGUGACUGCUGUUCAGCCGCUGCUUGACAUGGCCUUGGAAAGUCUGAGGACUGGCAACCAGGCCGACAUGGUGAUCGCUCUUAAAGCUCUGGGGAACGCAGGUCAUCCAGGCAGCAUUAAAACCAUCAUGCGCUUCCUCCCCGGAGUCGCUGCCACGCCUGUGGAGCUGCCACCCCGUGUGCUGAGUGCCGCUGUGCAGUCUAUGAGACUCAUAGCUGCCAGAGACCCCCACAGCGUCCAAGACAUCACCCUGAGUCUGUUCCUGCAGAAGGACCUUCCCACUGAGAUUCGCAUGCUGGCAUUCAUGAUCCUGUUUGACACUAAACCAUCAAUGGCCCUGGUGUCCACAGUGACUGUUCAUCUACAGGAGGAAAAAGACCUCCAUGUUGUUAGUUUUGCAUACUCCUACUUGAGUAGCUUUGCUCGAUCCAGUACUCCAAACAACCACUUCCUCUCAACUGCCUGCAAUGUGGCCGUGAAAAUCCUGGCCCCUAAAUUUGGCCGUCUCAGCUAUCACUACAGCAAAGCGAUGCACAUGGACUGGUUUAAUGAUGAUUUCUUAAUAGGUACGGCCGCAGAAGUCUUCAUGCUUAGAAGUGCAACGAGCGUCUUUCCUACUGAAAUCAUGAUGAAAGGGAAAUUUUAUUUUAUUGGUAGAAUUCUGCAGCUACUGGAGUUGGGUAUCCGCGCUGACGGACUCAGGGAGCUGCUUGGUAGCAACAUGCCUGGUUUUAAAGGAGAUCUUAGUUUCACUGACUGUCAGGCUAUUCUCAAUGUGCUUCAAAACUGGGAAAUUCUGCCCAAUGAUAAGCCCGUCCUCACUGCCUUUUCACGGGCCUCCGGACAGGAGUGGUUCUUUGCCGACCUCAACAAAGAGACCAUCGAGAACCUCAUCAGGGCCGUCAGUCUCUCUGCAGGGAAAGAGAGUCCUCUUUGGGCCAUGAUUGAGAAUCUACAGAGGGGAGUGUCAUGGCAUCGGACAAAGCCGUUCUUAAUCAUUGAGGUUCGCUACUUCCAAGCUACCAUCCUGGGUCUCCCACUGGAGAUAAGCAAAUAUUAUGAGACCAUCAAUGGGAUCAGUGUAAAUGCCAAAGCUUCAGUAAAUCCACCACUGACUGAACGUCUUGGACAACUGUUGACUUCUGAAAUUUCCCUGGAGACUGAUGGUUUUAUUGGUUUUACAAAGGAUUUCUGGGUUUACUACGGAAUCAACACAGAGUUUUUCCAAUGCGGUUCAGAGUUUAAGGCCAAAACACCUCUUGCAAUCCCGUGGAAGUUUGCUGUCAAGAUCAACGUUGCAGAAAAAAAGUUUGAACUCGACUUCCCUCCAUGCAAAAAAGAGUUUGAACUCCUUUCAGUCAGCUCCAAUGUGUACGCAGUCACCAGGAACAUUGAAGAGCCAGAUUUGGCUAAAAGGACUCCAAUCAUUCCCAACGCUGUUCACUCCAAUCAUGAAGUUGUCCCCAUGGACCCCACAGUCGUGAGACCUGAGACAGAUCAGCUCCUGACACCAAACACCUGGCACCCAAGAGCCAAAAUGUGUGCCGAGAGUAACAUUUAUGGGGCAGGUCUGUGUAUGGAGUCUGAGUUAAGGAGAGAAUACUAUCAUGAGGAAUACCCCCUGUACUACUUCCUGGGAUACACCAACAUGGUAUUCAAAGUAGUCCCAGCCCAGGCAAUCCAAGCUGUUGACAAAAUCCACUUUGAGGUUAAUGCCGGCCCAAGCACACAUCCAGCCAACGCACAACAACUGCUUGAGACUCUCAGGAGGCUAUCCAAGGAAGCCACCCAGCGAGUACGUGUGUCCUCUGAUUCAGCCCCAAGCGACUUGAAUUCAACACCACAAGCUGUGUUCAAUGUCAAGGCCUUCGCCAUGAGUGGCAACCAGAAGCCAGAGGGUUACGAUGCAGCCUUCUACUACACGCCCGAGGCAAACAUGCAAAAUGCCCAGCUGAUUGUGUCCCAGGUUGGAGAAGACACCAACUGGAAGAUGUGCGUCGACACCACUGUGGAAGCCCACGUCGAGGCAAAGGCACACAUUAGAUGGGGAGCUGAAUGUCAGUCUUAUGAAAUGUCAAUGAAAUCUGCAACUGCACAUCUGCCUGGCUCCAAGCCGACAAUCAAGGCCAAAAUACACUGGACCAGGAUCCCGGCGAACGUGGCCGAGAUUUGCACAAGAUUUGAAAGCUACGUCCCAGGUAUGACUCUCCUUCUCGGCUUCUCCCAGAAACAUGAGAGAAAUGCCAAGCAGGAGGUUUCUGCAUCAGUUGUUGCUGCCUCAGCAGACAGCAUCGAUGUGAAGAUUGAAUUCCCAGAGUAUACAGUCUACCGCCAGGCUAUUCCAUUUCCACUGCCACCUGACAGCUUCAGGAGUUUCAACAUCACAUCAGGAAACACAAUGAUAGACAGCUUUGGACGUGUAUAAAAGCAUAAAGACAACAAAGCCCAGAUGGGAGCCAGAUGCCUCUUUUCACAGUGAUAACUCUGCAACCAAAAAUCACAACCGUGAUGAAAGUGGGGAUCAUAAAAGAUGCAUCAGUAAUCCGUCUGAUGUCACCAGUUUGGAGAUAACCUGUAAAGGUCCUGAUUUAUUCAUUAUGAAGCAUGUUAAUAUUUGAACUCCAUCUUUUGAGAGAACAUUGUGUAAAUUCAUGCUUAUGUCCCAAAAUAUUGUGUCUUCAUAAUUGAUUUACUAAAACUUGUUUCAGCAAGUUUUGUUCUUUUGCUCUGAUUCUGUCAAUUAAAAUUAAAAUACAAAUGUUUUGUUAAAUCUGUGUAACCCACGGUUACAAUGCAGAGCAGCCAUAGCAAAAUUGAAUGAGUCUCCACCACCAAAUUCUUAUUCUGCGUAUUAAUGCAUUACGAAAGAUUAAAGAGUUUCAAUAGACCUUUUCAUGAUAAAUAAUUAGGAACCAAAUGAUUAAUAUAUGGUAUAAUACUAACUGAGAUGUAAUCUAAGUUCAUCAAUGAAUAUCACACAAUAUUGUUAAGUUAGAAAAUGAUGAGCAGUACUGAUGAAAUCCCUGGAAAUCCAGA
Messenger RNA from Anoplopoma fimbria (sablefish), 4397 nucleotides. It is a transcript of the gene vtg3, whose product is annotated as vitellogenin 3, phosvitinless. Gene Ontology annotation, biological process: lipid transport. Gene Ontology annotation, molecular function: lipid carrier activity. The coding region runs from base 1 to 3786 and encodes 1261 amino acids. The transcript has 28 exons. Lineage: Eukaryota; Metazoa; Chordata; Actinopteri; Perciformes; Anoplopomatidae. The record is from RefSeq and is a predicted model, not a curated record.